AUGUUUGAUGUCUCGGCAGAUUUGGGUGACGAUUGUGUGUCAACUGCUUCGACUGUACUGUUUCACAAGAAAACAGAUGCCAAAGAAAGCGACUCUCCUAAUUGCAACCCGCUCAGUUUGCUGUCAUAUUCGACGCCAGAUACAGCGGAAAAUAGUUUGCUACAUAAGGAAAAUAACCGUGGUGCCUCUGAAUUCUAUGUAACAGAAAAAGAUGUUUCAACGGAUAAUGAAUGUGAAGAGGUAAUUCUGUCGGUUUAUUGGCGGAAAGGCCUGCUUGGUGCUGCUUAUUAUACCAUGGAAACUUGCCAGAUUACCGUGAUGAAUGAUAUAGUUGAUGUUAAUCCGGAAUUUAACAUCCUCCACAGUUUGUUUUAUCAAGUACAUCCCACUAAAGUUAUUACAAGCAGUAAAUUGUCACCAAAAUUUAUAUCUGCAAUAAAAGUUUUAUUAUGUGGUGAUACAGAAGACAUACACCCUGGAAAAGACUUAUCUGACCAAAGCAAGCUUAUUUUAUUGCCUGGGAAGAACUUUCAUUAUGAAAGCUGUAGAAGAAGAGUUUUGAAUAUAAAAUUCCCUAAUGCUCCAGAGGAAUUUGGUGAAGAUGAACAUGUACGAUAUAUUAAUUCCCUGCUUGAAAUGACUGCUGAAUCCAUGAUUUUCUCUCUUGGAUGUCUUCUUCAAUGUUUAGAUAAAUCAUAUUUGCACUUAAACUUAGAUGUUAGACAAAAAACAGCUCCAGUGCUUGCUAUAAGUACAAUAUCUUUGCAAGAUAUAGUAAUGAUUGAUGCAGACUCCUAUGAAGCGUUACAAGUAUUUAAUCAGCUUUCUCAUCCAUCAAAUUUCAAAGCUGGCACACCUGGAAGCAGUAAGGAAGGUCUAAGCAUUUUUGGAAUAUUCAAUAGAUGCAAGACAACAAUGGGAAGUCAUUUAAUGAGAACAAUGUUUCUCCAUCCAACACAGAAAAUUGAAGUUCUAAAUAAUCGACUGAAUGCAGUAGAGUUUUGCGCAAACCCAAGAAAUUGUGAUUUUGUUUCAACAGCUCAAGAUUGUUUAAAGUACAUAUCAAAUGUAUCGAGAACAACAGCACGUCUUGCCUCAGUAAGGGCUUCUGUUAAUGACUGGAAAUGCCUUCACAAAACCAUCCUCUACUCUACAACACUAGGAGAAUUGUGUUCACUGCAUAAAGAGAAGACUGAUUUGUUUAGAAAGUUUGCAGAUUGCAUUACAGAUGAUCUGUAUGAAGCGGGACACAUGAUUGGUAGCAUAAUUGACUUUCCAGAAUCAGAGAAGCAAAAUAGAUUUGUAGUGCAGCUUGGUAUUGAUGAAGAACUUGACAGAAAGAAACAUAAAUAUGGUUGUCUUCCUGCACUCAUGACAACAAUGGCACAGGAGGAGUUAGAUGACCUGCCAGAUUAUGUAAAAGAAUGCUCUGUUAUAUAUAUACCAGAAAUUGGAUAUUUGUUAGCUAUACCAGUUUGGAAAGAAGAAAUUAAUGAUGAUGAAAUCAAGAUCCCGGGCCUUGAAUUUAUGUUUCAGGUUGACGGUGUAAUACAUUACAAGAGCACUCGUUGUCGUGAGUUGGACAUUGUUCUUGGUGAUGUCGUUGUUCAGAUAACAGAGCAUGAAACGAGUAUAAUGAUCAAGCUUAUAAAUUAUAUCCAGCCAUAUUUGGAACUGGUCUGUAAAGUGGUGCAGUUGGCUGCUGAACUUGAUUGUAUGAUUUCUCUUGCUGUUGUUGCUCAAGAAAACAGUUAUGUGCGACCCAUUCUGACUGAGGAAAGAAUAAUUAAAAUAAAAGAUGGUCGCCAUCCAUUACAAGAAAAGUGUGUUAAUGAUUUUGUUCCAAAUGAUACACUUUCAAGUAAGUGCAAUGGCCUGAUGAAAGUACUGACAGGUCCUAAUGCAUCUGGGAAGAGUGUGUACUUGAAACAGGUGGCACUAAUUGCAUAUUUGACUCACAUAGGUAGUUUUGUACCUGCCACUAGUGCAACAAUUGGAUGCUUGAGUCAUAUUUUCACGAGGAUACAAACAGUGGAGUCAAUAGCUACAAGGUUAUCAGCUUUCAUGAUUGAUCUUAAGCAGAUGUCAAAGGCACUUUACUGUUCUACACCUUCAUCCCUUAUCAUCAUUGAUGAAUUUGGUAAAGGGACAGUUGAAUCAGAUGGCUUAGGAUUGUUAGUAGGUAGCUUGGAGCAAUUUUUAAGUCGUGGUGACAAUUGCCCUCAUGUGUUUGUAUCAACUCAUUUUCACCGUGCUGUACAGUUGCUACCAGAAACACAGUACUUGAAUUUUCAGGUGCUGGAGUACACUAUUGAUAGAGAUGACAAUGUUAUUUAUUUAUAUAAAUUGAAAGAAGGAAGCACAGAAUCAAGUUUUACACUACGAGUUGCACUUUCUCUUGGAGUGAAAGAAACUACUGUAAAAAGGGCACAGAAGGUACUAAAUACACUGAAGGCAACAGGUUCACCAAAAGCUGGUCUCAUUGCAAGAAAUGACUUUAUUAAAAAGGUUUUGGCAGUCAGGCUUUACUUCCCGUGCAGAACAGUGAAGUUAUUUUUGUGUGAAAACUUGGCUUCAUUAUUCCUUGGAUUGAAGUUCACUGAUCGUGCUGAUAUGGAAGUGUUAUCCAACUACAUAAAGGACUUCAUAGUGUCUAAUAGACUUUGUAAGGAAUGUUGA
Molecule: messenger RNA, 2679 nt
Organism: Schistocerca gregaria
Lineage: Eukaryota; Metazoa; Arthropoda; Insecta; Orthoptera; Acrididae
Product: mutS protein homolog 5-like
Exons: 20
Coding region: 1-2679 (892 amino acids)
Biological process (GO): chiasma assembly; mismatch repair
Cellular component (GO): nucleus
Molecular function (GO): ATP-dependent DNA damage sensor activity; mismatched DNA binding; ATP binding
Source: RefSeq, a predicted model, not a curated record